AUGAUCUUGAAGAUGCCGCUAAUAGAGCUUCUUCAAAUGCGUCAUGGGAACAAUGAGGAAGAGCUCAAGUUUCUUCAUUACAAACAAAUCAUUUUUACCAAAAAGCUUCAAAUAGCUCCCUUGCUUAUCAAAAUGUAUGCCAAACUGCUUAUUUCUUCAUUACAAACAAAUCAUUUUUACCAAAAAGCUUCAAAUAACUCCCUUGCUUAUCAAAUGUAUGCCAAACUGCUUAUUCAUCUUUGGCUACUAAUUAUUUUAAUACACCUAAAAAGCCUUAAUCUCAAUAUUUUAAAUCGAAAUAAUUCUACAUAA
Molecule: messenger RNA, 312 nt
Organism: Blepharisma stoltei
Lineage: Eukaryota; Ciliophora; Heterotrichea; Heterotrichida; Blepharismidae
Source: the annotation of a GenBank genome assembly